Lepus europaeus (European hare) is the source of this 1920-nucleotide messenger RNA. RefSeq names its product solute carrier family 6 member 14 (gene SLC6A14). The transcript has 14 exons. Gene Ontology annotation, cellular component: membrane. Gene Ontology annotation, molecular function: L-proline transmembrane transporter activity. The coding region runs from base 1 to 1920 and encodes 639 amino acids. Lineage: Eukaryota; Metazoa; Chordata; Mammalia; Lagomorpha; Leporidae. The record is from RefSeq and is a predicted model, not a curated record. Gene Ontology annotation, biological process: sodium ion transmembrane transport.
AUGGACAAUUUGAAGUGCCCAAGCUUCUUCAAGUGCAGAAGGAAGGAGAAAGUGACAGCUUCGUCUGAGAAUUUCCAUGUUGAUGAAAAUGAUGAGAAUCAGGAACGUGGUAACUGGUCCAAAAAAUCAGACUAUCUUCUAUCUCUGGUUGGAUAUGCAGUGGGACUGGGAAAUGUGUGGAGAUUCCCAUAUCUGACAUACAACAACGGUGGAGGCGCCUUCUUGAUACCUUACGCAGUUAUGCUAGCAUUGGCCGGUUUACCUCUGUUCUUCCUGGAGUGUUCACUGGGGCAGUUUGCUAGCUUAGGUCCAAUUUCAGUUUGGAGGAUUCUUCCAUUGUUUCAAGGUGUGGGAGUUACAAUGGUCCUGAUAUCCGUUUUUGUGACAAUCUAUUACAAUGUCAUAAUUGCCUAUAGUCUUUACUACUUGUUUGCUUCUUUUCAAAGUGAACUGCCAUGGAAGCAUUGUUCUUCUUGGUCAGAUGAAAACUGUAGCAGGUCACCUAUUGUAACUCACUGUAAUGUGAGUACUGUAGCAGGGGAGAUCAUCCAAGUGAAUAAAAGCUGGUUAAACCUCAACAAUUUGACCUGUAUCAAUGGGAGUGAAGUUUAUCAGCCAGGGCAGCUUCCCAGUGAACAAUAUUGGGAUAAAGUGGCACUCCAACGAUCAAGCGGAAUGGAUGAGACUGGAGUAAUUGUGUGGUAUUUAGCACUUUGUCUUCUUCUGGCUUGGCUCAUAGUUGGAGCAGCACUAUUUAAAGGAAUCAAGUCUUCUGGCAAGGUGGUUUAUUUUACAGCUCUUUUCCCCUAUGUGGUUCUACUCAUCCUUUUAAUACGUGGAGCAACUCUGGAGGGUGCAUCAAAAGGCAUUUCAUACUAUAUUGGAUCACAGUCAAAUUUUACAAAAUUGAAGGAAGCUGAGGUUUGGAAAGAUGCUGCUACUCAGAUAUUUUAUUCCCUGUCAGUAGCUUGGGGUGGCUUAGUUGCUCUAUCAUCUUACAAUAAGUUCAAUAAUAACUGCUACUCUGAUGCCAUUGUGGUUUGUUUGACAAACUGCCUAACUAGUGUGUUUGCUGGAUUUGCUAUUUUUUCUAUAUUGGGACACAUGGCUCAUAUAUCUGGAAAGGAAGUCUCUCAAGUUGUAAAAUCAGGUUUUGAUUUGGCAUUCAUUGCCUAUCCAGAAGCUCUAGCCCAGCUCCCAGGCGCCCCAUUUUGGUCCAUAUUAUUUUUCUUCAUGCUUUUAACUUUGGGCCUGGAUUCUCAAUUUGCUUCCAUUGAAACUAUUACAACAACGAUCCAGGAUUUAUUUCCCAAACUGAUGAAGAAAAUGCGGGGUCCCAUAACUUUGGGUUGCUGCUUGGUUUUGUUUCUCCUUGGUCUCGUCUGUGUGACUCAGGCUGGAAUAUAUUGGGUUCUUCUGAUUGACCACUUCUGUGCUGGAUGGGGCAUUUUGAUUGCAGCUAUACUGGAAAUAGUAGGAAUCAUCUGGAUUUAUGGAGGGAACAGGUUUAUUGAAGAUAUAGAAAUGAUGAUUGGUGCAAAGAGGUGGAUAUUCUGGCUGUGGUGGAGAGCUAGCUGGUUUGUCAUUACACCUAUCCUUUUGAUUGCAAUUUUAGUCUGGUCACUGGUGAAAUUUCAUAGACCUGAGUAUGCCCAAAUUCCAUACCCUGACUGGGGAGUUGCUCUAGGCUGGUGUAUGAUUAUUUUCUGCAUUCUUUGGAUUCCAAUUGUGGCUGUGAUAAAAGUAAUUCAGGCUAAAGGGAGCAUUUUCCAACGCAUUGUAAGCUGUUGCAAACCAGCACCUAACUGGGGCCCAUACCUGGAAAGACAUCGUGGGGAGAGAUACAAGGGCAUGGUAGAUCCCAAAAAAGAGUCUGACCAGGAAAUACCUACUGUUAGUGGCAGUAGAAGACCAGAAUGA